This is a messenger RNA of Miscanthus lutarioriparius, 645 nucleotides long. NCBI's taxonomy places the organism in Eukaryota, Viridiplantae, Streptophyta, Magnoliopsida, Poales, Poaceae. The record is from the annotation of a GenBank genome assembly.
AUGGAUUUCCUGGCCAUCGAGGCCGGCGCGACGUCGGUGUGCGGCAUCCUCAAGAGCAACCACUCCAUCGCGUGCUGGGGGAAGGGCGACCGCUUCGGCACCGACGGCAGUCUGAUCUACAACAGCACCAUGCCCGACGCCUGCGCGUGCAAGAAGAGCUGCCAGCACGACAUCAUCUCCGGCUACGGCGCGCUCUGCGGCACCGGCAGCGCAGAGGGCGAUGAGGAGCUCGACGUCUGCCAGGCAUGCGCGAUGCCGCUGAACGCUUCCGGGAUCUUCAUUGCCAACGGCAGGGCGAGUAUAGGACUAGCUGUCGCAUUAAGCCACAGCCCGAGCAGCCCUUGUCACAUUGUUCAGCAGCAGCAAGCCUAUGGGCAUGUCCUUGCUCUGCCACUACGCCUGCCCAGGAUCUCCUCCAGCGGCAGAUAUCGGGUGGGAGAGGAGGGAAGAGAGGACGGCGGCUCGAUGGAGACAGACGGGCGGCGCGACGGAGGCGCGGUUGCGGCGCUAGGGCAGGCAGCACGAGGCAGGCGGGCCGGGGAGGUAGGUGUGGGCGUGCUGCGGGAUUGCGGUGUUCGGGAAGGAGAGGCGGCGGGUGCGGUGCUGGGAAGAGGGUUGCGCGGCUCUGUGGAGUUCUGUGGUUAG